Molecule: messenger RNA, 708 nt
Organism: Acanthosepion pharaonis
Lineage: Eukaryota; Metazoa; Mollusca; Cephalopoda; Sepiida; Sepiidae
Source: the annotation of a GenBank genome assembly
AUGUCGAAUCUAUCGAUAUCUUCAUUAUCUCUCAAUCUUUCUUCAUGCGAAUCUCCCUCUCUAUUCACAUAUGAUAGUCAACCUCUUCUCGCCUCUACUCUGAGCCUGUUUAUCUAUCUAUCUAUCUAUCUAUCUAUCUAUCUAUCUAUCUAUCUCCAGGCCAAUAUCACCAUCAAUCUUCGCUGUCUUUUCUCAGAGGUGGCUGAGGUCGUUGGCGCACAGCAUUUCCAACUCUCAUACAAGACACUCCUUAGGCGAAAUACGUCGGCCGUGAUGCGUGAACGGGAGGCCCAAAGUAGAAGUUGUCUUUGUGCAAUUUAUCAUCAUGUAUUUGGGGAAAUAUGGGCGUUGAAUAUUUGUGAGAAAGUUCAGAAUUUCUUCUUUUUUGACGUCUUGCUUUCUUUCAUUUUUUCUUUCUUUCUUUCUUUCUUUCUUUCUUUCUUUCUUUGCAAUUUAAUUAUACCUCGGCUUUAUUAUUUCAAUGUUAACUUCUCAGUAUAUUUUCUUUUUUGCUUUCGUUUUCAUACAUUCCUCUCUCUAUUCUUUCUUUCUUUCUUUCUUUCUUUCUUUCUUUCUUUCUUUCUUUCUUUGCAAUUUAUGUAUCAACUUCACCGGAUGUAUGUUUUUAAUCAAAUACUUCUUCCUAUGCCUACGUAUGGUCCUCAGGCCGCUUCUCUUAUCCAACAGCUGGUCCUCCAUUCGCUGUAG